Drosophila erecta is the source of this 900-nucleotide messenger RNA. RefSeq lists its product as uncharacterized. Bases 88 to 519 code for a protein of 143 amino acids. NCBI's taxonomy places the organism in Eukaryota, Metazoa, Arthropoda, Insecta, Diptera, Drosophilidae. The record is from RefSeq and is a predicted model, not a curated record. The transcript has a single exon.
AGUGAUGUGAAAUACAUUUAGAUAGCUGCGUCAACUUAUUUCAUUACAAAUUUAACGUGCAAACAGAGGGAAAUCUGAAUUGUCGACAUGGAAUCCUUUAGUGUGCCGGAGGUGGACAUGAUGACCGUGUCAAAGAACUCGCAAUACGAGCGGGAGUCGCUCCUAAAGUUCGCCCCGCCAGUUGGGCUGACCAACAUCAGCUACGGCAGCAUGUACAAGGUGGACUCUUUCUAUUUGGAGUGCCAAAAGUAUCGGGAUCAAUUCCGCGAUCCCUACAAUAAGCUAUUGCGCCCCAAGCUGUUCAGCACAUACAGGGGCAAGUGUGGCGUUAAGAUAAACCCCGAACUGGAGCGUUUGAAGCGACCUGCUGCCUCCCAUGUGGAGUCCAUUCCAGUGGUGUAUCCCAUAGAGUACGGCCGGCAAAUGGACUUCGACAGAGGCUUCCAGAUGGAGGGACGCAACAGCAGGGACUCGCCCACCUCCCGUAGGUAUCCGUGUGUGCGUGUGUUGGGCAGGUAAAGGGAUUCCAUGCACACACUAAAAACCAAAUUCCCCGUUUCCAUUGGGUUCACUUCCAAAUUGAACCAUCCCUGGCGUUUGCGGAGUUCUUCUUUCUGGGAUUAGUCAUGUUGGCCAUUUGAAGACGGCUUGAAAAGCUCACUGACAAAGGGACGGGCGGUAGGUGAUGUCACUGUUUGCUGGCUAAAACUCUGGGAACCCGAGUUCUGGACAAAGAUGCCCGGAUUUAGUAGACCCCACUUCAACUUACGUUAUCUAUGACGACGGGCUGGUUGACGACGACAUCAUAAGGCUCCAUUUUGUGCGUUUAUCAAAAUUUGCAAAUUUUCUAUUAAAUAGUUGGUCAACGGGGUGACCGUAGGUGGCUUGCAGAAAUAAACA